GAACCCUCCGACCGCCCGCCCUCGCCCUCGCCGGCGCCGGCGACGAGUUCCGCCGCGGAUAUCUCUCCUCCGCGAUGGAAUUUACAGAUGAAAUAUUACAAGUAGAUGUGUUAGAAAGGCACUUAUUGGCUGGUUUAUCACCGGAUGACUACAAUGGAGCGUGCGAGGAUGAGAUCCUGUAUGAUGCAUCAUUUGGGGCAACGGAAGAUAAGUUUGUCAAGUAUCAGAUUACUCGGUGGAUUCUGCUGUCUGUAUUGUUGAUCUUAGCUUGGGGAGUAGGACUCCUCAUGCUGCUUUACUUGCCAAUUUGGAUAUAUGUGUGCCGGAGGGACUUCCGCUCAAGGAAGUUGUGUCUGACUCCACAUGCUAUCAUCUAUAAGGUAACUAAGCCUGUCACUUUCCCUUGUUUUGGUGCUUUGAGGAAUGAGAAACAUGUUGUCCUUCAUUCAGUUUCUGAUAUUAUUAUUGAACAAGGUUAUCUCCAAUCCCUUUUUGGUAUAUAUUCAAUCAGAAUUGAGAACAUUGGUGUGCGAAGGCCUGCUAGUGAUGACAUACAGAUAACUGGAGUUACUCAUCCACAUGAUUUCAGAAAGGCUGUUCUUGUCCACCUUUUGAAUACAAGGAAUCUGAAUCUCAGUAGAAAAGCUUAUGCACACGAUGAUCACCAGAGCACAAGUUAUACUCCUGUAGCUAUGUCUUCGGUGCCUCCUCUUGGAGAUUUGAUACUAGAGAAGCUUGACAAUGUUGAAAUCUCUGUGAAGAAAAUGCAAGCACUGCUAGAAGGUGUUGAAACAUCCAGAAUGAAGACUUAAUAUGCUUUGGUAGGUAUGCAAAGUUUUAGUUGUUUCCUCCCUACUGUCUUUGGACAGUGCAGCAAUAUUGCUCCUAUAUUAGAGUUCUGUAUUUUUUUUGGCCCUUAAUAUCUGUUUCACCUCGAGUGUUGCAUGAAACUUGUCAUAUUGAUAUUGUCAUUCCCUUGCUAUUAAACUGUUAACUAAACCAUCCAAGAGGGAUCCCUUUCAUGGACUUUAUAGGUAUCAUUUCUACAGACUACAUGCAAUGGAAAUAACAAGUUCUGCAGUUUUCUGGCAGAGGUCUUAAAUGGUGUCCUUCAAUCGAGGAUCACUAUCAAUGUCACAACCAGGGUUCACGAAACUGCCGGUUACCAGUGUAACCGUGCUUACCACUGGGGCACUGUAGCUAUAAAUGGCGGUUU
Messenger RNA from Oryza brachyantha (malo sina), 1216 nucleotides. RefSeq lists its product as uncharacterized. The record is from RefSeq and is a predicted model, not a curated record. The transcript is spliced from 7 exons. Lineage: Eukaryota; Viridiplantae; Streptophyta; Magnoliopsida; Poales; Poaceae. Bases 75 to 812 code for a protein of 245 amino acids.